AUGAAGACGUAUUCGGCCAUCGGGUUCCUCGUUGCAGCGUGUCGCGUCUAUCAAGCCUCAGCAUCUAGCAACGUUGUCAAGUGGAUACCUGAAACCGGGCAGCCUGUCGACGUUGUGCUGAGGGCACUUGACAUCACCAUGGACGAGCUGAAGGCUCUGAACCCCUACAGUGACCUUUCGGUGGCGGAGGAAGGGCGCACUUACAAUGUACCGUACAAGGAGCAACCCCUUUUCGGCUCGUGGGAUAUUGACUGCACACAUUUGCUUCGGAUCCCCUCUUAUCCAAGUAUAGCCAUCCCCCAUACACCCACAGUCAGAGGAUCCGUACCAACAGCCAGCGAUAAACAUUUCGGAAAGCCACGAGUCAGUACAUGUAAAUAUUCUAUUCCUGGCACUGGCGCCAUCGUACAACCGACUACUACAAGAAACGAGGGUCAAGAAGGAGGCAGCAUCGGACCUUCAAACAACUCACCGACAAGCAUAACCCCAAGCUUUCCAUCACCCUCCGACAUUUACAGUUCCUAUGACAGACCAACGUCCUGUGAUAAGAAAAUUCAUGCCACAAUCGAAACAUUUGUUACUUCUACAAGGAGCGUCUCAGAGGCGACGACGUUGGACGGAAAGACAGAAGACAGCGCGACGACUUUGGAUCAAGGGACAAGUACUUCUAUGGAUGUUCGUUCGCAGAGUCCCACAGAUAGUCCGACUCGAACGAAAAAUUCCGGACUUGGAUCUGUAUUCGAGGACGUAAAGUCACAAUUGGAGAAGGAUGAGACAUUUUUUGGUACAGUGACAUCCACGGAUCUUACUACUGAAACAAUGACCAGAAGCACAGAAGCUUCCACAACAGUAUUCGCAACCGAGCAGAGCAAAGGAACAUCGACAACAGAUGCGGAAGGCACAAAGGACAAGGUUUACAUAACGUCGACAGUUGAUAUAGUAAAAAAAGUCAGUCUCACAAGCCCUUCACCCGGGCAAACAGCACUACCGUCACCAACUUGUGAAGACGAGAAAGACUUUCAAGGCCACGCCAACAUCCAUGAAGAACGCGUGAGACGAACUGCUUUUGAAUGGUGUGCCUCGCCAGAUGUUGCAGGGCUCAUGAGUGGUGAUGAUGAAUGCGUGGUAGGCGUACAGAGUGACCAGUGGGAUGUCCUUUAUGAGUACUCCAUAUGUUGGGCGAGCCACUGCGUGGGUGAGCCUCAAGACAGGUGGAAGCCCCUUGGAGACAAAGGGCCUAGGUGCAAAGACAUCUUUCACCACAGCUGGAAAGCUUGCAAUAACGGAGGCGUGGGAGGGCUAGUCCAGGCCGGCUGCCUGAACUAUAGCAUACGGGCUGGAGUUGGCAAGAGUCAAGGCUACCGAUGA
Fusarium coffeatum is the source of this 1368-nucleotide messenger RNA. RefSeq lists its product as uncharacterized. The coding region runs from base 1 to 1368 and encodes 455 amino acids. The record is from RefSeq and is a predicted model, not a curated record. The transcript has a single exon. NCBI's taxonomy places the organism in Eukaryota, Fungi, Ascomycota, Sordariomycetes, Hypocreales, Nectriaceae.